Syngnathoides biaculeatus (alligator pipefish) is the source of this 2849-nucleotide messenger RNA. RefSeq names its product RNA binding motif protein 24a (gene rbm24a). Gene Ontology annotation, molecular function: mRNA 3'-UTR binding. The coding region runs from base 15 to 719 and encodes 234 amino acids. The record is from RefSeq and is a predicted model, not a curated record. Gene Ontology annotation, cellular component: cytosol. NCBI's taxonomy places the organism in Eukaryota, Metazoa, Chordata, Actinopteri, Syngnathiformes, Syngnathidae. The transcript is spliced from 4 exons.
UUUUUAUAUUCACGAUGCACACCACGCAAAAGGACACCACCUACACCAAGAUCUUCGUCGGGGGGCUGCCGUACCACACCACCGACUCCAGUCUCAGGAAGUACUUUGAGGUGUUCGGCGAGAUCGAGGAGGCGGUGGUCAUCACCGACAGGCAGACCGGCAAAUCUCGGGGAUAUGGAUUUGUGACCAUGGCGGACCGCUCGGCUGCCGACCGGGCCUGCAAGGACCCCAACCCCAUCAUCGACGGCAGGAAGGCCAACGUCAACCUGGCCUACCUGGGGGCCAAGCCUCGAGUCAUGCAGCCAGGUUUCACCUUUGGCGUCCCCCAAAUUCACCCCGCGUUCAUCCAAAGGCCUUACGGCAUCCCGGCGCACUACGUGUACCCCCAGGCCUUCGUGCAGCCCAGCGUGGUGAUCCCGCACAUGCAGCCCGCCGCCGCCCCGGCGCCGGCCACCUCCCCGUACAUCGACUACACCGGCGCGGCCUACGCGCAGUACUCGGCCGUCAGCGCGGCGGCCGCCGCCGCCGCGUACGAGCAGUACCCCUACGCCGCCUCCCCCGCCGCCGCCGGCUACGUGACCACGGCGGGGUACGGCUACGCGGUCCAGCAGCCUCUGGCCGCCGCCGCCGCCGCCCCGGGCUCCGCCGCCGCCGCCGCGGCCGCCGCCGCCUUCGGCCAGUACCAGCCUCAGCAGCUGCAGGCCGACCGCAUGCAAUAGCAGGAGCGGGAAGUGGAUUCUGGAUGCUGUGCUUCAACCAAAAACAAACACACACACAAAAAAAAGAAAAGUCGCCGUACAGAUAUCAAUUUUUUUUUUUUUUAGUAGCUUGUUUCUAGAGAGGAAAUGCAGGAACUAAUCCCUGUCACUUAAGCCUUCAAAGUCCUAUUGCUGUCUUUUUUCUACCUUCGGGUUUAUUUUGUAUAUUUAUUAUUGUCACACACACUGAGGGUUGUUCUUUUUUUUUGUAUGAUCAGGGAAAAAAAAAAAUGGAGCUGUUAUCAGCACGACCUCCUCUUGGGACAUCAGGGGCGGUAUCCUUGGACCCCACCCAUCGCCCCCUUUUGACCUUUUAAAAAAAAAAAGCAGCAAAACGAGAAAAAAAGACUUGUAGACGGCGACAACAAAAAAAAAAAAAAAAAAAGGUGGGGCCACGUUGGAAGGGUGGGGCAGGAGCGCCGGCCCGAGCCUCCAAUUGGAUCACGUUGUAAUAGGAAUGUACCACUUGUUGCUCAUGAGUUGAGCUGUUGAGUUUCGAUUCCCCCGCCGGGCCCGUUUUUUCUUUUUUUUUAGGGGUGUCCGAGUUUACGACCUCUGCCGAUCCCUCCAGUAUCAGCAAAAACCGCCUGCCUCGGUGCGCAGACGGGGGGGCUUUUCUCUUUGGGACAGCUUCUGUGGGAGUGGGGGGCGUGGGUUGAGGUUCGGCCCAAGCUUCGGGAUCGAUCGCCCUGGAACAGGAACACGUAACUGGUCGCUUAUUAGUUGAGCUUUCGUGUUUUAAUCCCCCUGUUGGGCCCCAAAUUGGGGGUGUCUAAAUUUGCGAGGCCCUCCACCGGCGCCAUCUUGUUGUGCUGACAAGGCAACUUCUCUCUGGGACGGUUUUAUGUGAGAGAGACUGGUGGCCGAAACGUAGAACGGGGGCCCCAGAUUGGGGCAAGGGGGCCCGUGCCCCAAGAUCGAUCGAUCACCUUUAAACAGGAGUGUAUUAAUUGUGUUAAUAAGUGGAGCUGUCGUGUUUUAACCCCCUCCCCUGCCUUCCCACACCGUCGGGACCCAAUUGGGAGGGGGUCCGAGUUCUACAGACCACCCAAUGGUCCCCUAACCCCUCCUGAAUCGGCAAAAAUACACCUGUUGCUUGCCUCAGUGGGCAUGCAGCUGUUUUUCUCUGGAACAGGCUUACGCGGGAGGGGCAGGUGCCUCAAAUGCGGAAGAAGACCCCUAAAUGGGGCAGGGGGGGGGUGUUGUGCCUGGGGGGUGUGGUGGGGGGCUUCCAAAUCAACGACGCUGGAACAGGAACACGACUUGUAAUUUAUUAGUGGAGUUGUAAUACUGUAUUUUAAACCGUUGGUGGGCACCAACCCGAGAACCGUAUGCCCCAAUGUGUUGCCGUAUUUUUGCCCCCUCUGGGGGCUUUUGGACAGUCCCCCCCCUCCCCCCCCCCCCGCCCCUCUUGACCUACACAGAGUAAAAUCAAGUCAAAACUGCGAGUAAUGGAGUUUUCAGACGGUGACAAAAACACAUUGCCGAGCACACAGAUGCUAGGGUGGGGCCCAGGGUGGGUGGCUUCCCUCACACCGGGCCCUGAUUUUUUUUUUUUUUGGGGGGGGGGGGGUUGACCAAGUUCACAUCACCCCCCACCAGCCCUGGCAACCCAGCUAGUGUCAGCAUUAAAAAAAAUACCUGGAAACCGUCUGCCCGAGGGUGCCUUUCCGCUUCUAUUUACAUAUGUCGUUUUAAGCGUGACCUCGUGCCGGGACGUUUGGGGGGGCUAUCGAUGAACGUUCCCCCCUGCCCCCCCCCCAAUCUUGACCUCCCCAAAAGCUAAAAAUGAAGGAGAAAAAAAAAAGAAAAAUCACAAGGAAUGGAUGGAGGUAGCAGACGAUGAUGGAAACACAACUGCUGGUCAUCGGGGGUGGGGGGAGAGGGGGCGGGGGGACAAGAUUAGGGUGGGCCCCUCGCCCACACCCCCUCCUCCCUCCACAGACAGAUCGCUCUGGAACAGGAACGCAUCACUUGUUGCUCAUUUGUUGAGCUGUCACAUUGUAAUCCCCAGCCGGGCCCUUUUUUUUUUUUUUUUUUUUCAGGGUAGGGGGGUUGAGUUUACCCCCCCCCCCGCACCCCCCACCAGCC